AUGGCGGAAGCUCCCACCGAAACCCAACAACGUAUUUUCCACUUUGGCGACGAUGGAGCGGACGCUGGCAGUAAACAUGGGCCGGCGCCGGCAUCAAAAGCUUCGAUAGAAGCAAUGCCGAGCAUAAAAGUGAAAGAGAGCGGUGGAGAUUGUAGUAUUUGUUUGGAAGAGUUUGAAGUUGAUGAGGAAGCUAGGGAGAUGCCAUGCAAGCACGUGUUUCAUUCGGGUUGUAUUCAGAAAUGGUUGCAGAUCCAUGGAUCGUGUCCCGUUUGUCGGUUUUUGAUGCCCGCUGAGACGGUCGAAAUCGGAGGCGGUGAUGAUGGUCGGAGAAGUUCGGAAGAUGCGGAGGUUAUUGGUUUGGAGUUUUUACAUAUGCUUUUAUCUUUUGCUAGUCUGGCAAGCUUCAUGGGUGCGUGGGGUUCAGGUCGGGGUCCUCAUCAACCUGGUUCGGGUCGUUUUGAUGAUGAUACAUCUUCCGAUUAA
Messenger RNA from Hibiscus syriacus, 483 nucleotides. RefSeq names its product E3 ubiquitin-protein ligase RING1-like. Gene Ontology annotation, cellular component: cytoplasm. The transcript has a single exon. Bases 1 to 483 code for a protein of 160 amino acids. Lineage: Eukaryota; Viridiplantae; Streptophyta; Magnoliopsida; Malvales; Malvaceae. The record is from RefSeq and is a predicted model, not a curated record. Gene Ontology annotation, biological process: protein ubiquitination. Gene Ontology annotation, molecular function: ubiquitin protein ligase activity; zinc ion binding.